AACCCGAAAUCUAAAAUUUCCGUUCGCCUCUCUCUCUCUCUCUCUCUCUCUCUCUCUCUCUCUCGCUCUCUGAACCGCUUCUCUUCUCUACAAGACUUCGAAAGUAACAGGAACCGACCCAGCGCGACGGAGAAGGGGAGAGAGAGGGAGAGAGAUGAGUAGAGACGUACGUGGAAGAUCCUACCGACGAUUCCUCCUCCUCGUCGCGAUACAUCUCCAAUUCAUUUCAGGUCUAGGUGAUGAUCCAUCAACUUCGAAGGAUGCAACAAAAGCUGAUGCCCAUUCUAAUUCUAGUAGCAAGACAGGACGUGAGAUACUUUAUAUAUGUCUUGGAGUGGCUGGAUUUGUGAUAUUUUCUAUUUUCCUUUUCAAGUAUUGGCAGAAAAAAAAGAGGGAAGAGCAACAUGCACGCCUGCUAAGGCUGUUUGAAGAGGAUGAUGAUCUUGAGCUCGAACUUAGUCUUCGGGAUUGAGAACUUAAUUAUCAAUUGAUUGUACUUUUAUGGGUGAGGUCUCGGUCUCCAUUCAUGACAAUGUUCUCCAUUGUCAGUGAUUGUAAGAAUUUUGUUGAAUCUGAAUGUUUAAGGUACAUGAAGAUGAGACCAGAUGUAUUUCAUUUCUCUGUAGUUAAUAUAAUGAUGCAAUGGAUUAGGAAUUCUUCCAGUAAAUGGGAAUUCCCUUCUUAUUUCAUUCAGAAAAUUGAUCUGGAUUUGUACAAUGUAUGAGUAAUUUUCAUAGUAUACUGUGUCCAACUGAUACAUGUUCAAUGUAUAUGUAUAUUUUAUAUAAAUGAGUUUGUUUCCAUUUAUUCAUGA
Messenger RNA from Phoenix dactylifera (date palm), 814 nucleotides. RefSeq lists its product as uncharacterized. The record is from RefSeq and is a predicted model, not a curated record. NCBI's taxonomy places the organism in Eukaryota, Viridiplantae, Streptophyta, Magnoliopsida, Arecales, Arecaceae.